CAUAAUUUGUUUACACACUAUUAUGCGAUAAAUAACAACAAACAAUACUUUCACAGUUUAAAAUGUUUAGAUAGUUUCUAAUUCCAUAUAAAUGGUUAAGCGAAUCAUCGAAAUAGUUCUGCAACUGACCAGUAUAGGACUGGUAAUAGCUGCAGCUGGUCUUUGGGCGGGAGCAGGAGUAGAUGCAAGACCUAGGCACCGUGAUGAGCAGACUUUGGUGGGAGGAGCGAUAUGGAGCCAAAUAAUAAUUCCUAUCGGUCUAAUGAUUUCGAAGAUAGUAGAAGAACAAAUUGAUGUUUAUGUUCAAGGAUAUUAUGUGAUCACUGGAAUAUUUCUACUGUGGUUAACCGGUGCGUUUUUGAUUGCACAUGAAAUGAAAUGGUUUGGCGCGAGGAACCGGGCGAAUACUAUGCCGCACAUGACAGGACACUUGUCGCACAGUUCAAGGCACUUAACACAUAAUGCACGAGUCAUGUCCAGCCACAUACUGAUAUCACAAUUCGAUCGAGCUUACUAUGCCAUCGGAGUUAUUUGUACUAUAGCUGGAGCUGUCAAGUUAGGUGAACUCAUCUUUGUCAUCGUUAAGUCGACGUAA
Molecule: messenger RNA, 595 nt
Organism: Spodoptera litura
Lineage: Eukaryota; Metazoa; Arthropoda; Insecta; Lepidoptera; Noctuidae
Source: RefSeq, a predicted model, not a curated record